Molecule: messenger RNA, 3373 nt
Organism: Sorex fumeus (smoky shrew)
Lineage: Eukaryota; Metazoa; Chordata; Mammalia; Eulipotyphla; Soricidae
Gene: SLC26A4
Product: solute carrier family 26 member 4
Exons: 21
Coding region: 137-2473 (778 amino acids)
Biological process (GO): transmembrane transport
Cellular component (GO): membrane
Molecular function (GO): oxalate transmembrane transporter activity; chloride transmembrane transporter activity; sulfate transmembrane transporter activity
Source: RefSeq, a predicted model, not a curated record
AUCACAACCGCGGCUCCCUCUUUCCCACGAAGGUGCCUCUGUUGCUCCAUAAAUAUAACGCCGUGCGCUAUAAGAGCUGCAGAACGUCCGUCCCGGGGCAUUUCUGGCAGGGCGCGAGGAGCCGCAGCAGGUGAGGAUGGCAGCGCCCGGGGGCCAGCCGCCGCCGCCGCCCGAGUUCGGCUGCAGCUACGUGGUGUCGCGCCCGGUGUACAGCGAGCUCGCCUUCCAGCAGCAGCACGAGCAACGCCUGCACCCGCGCCGGACGCUGCGCGAGAGCCUGGCCCAGCGCUGCAGUUGUUCAAGAAAGAAAGCCAUUGGUGUUCUGAAGACCCUCCUGCCCAUCUUGGACUGGCUCCCCAAAUACCGAGUCAAGGAGUGGCUGCUUAGUGAUGUCAUUUCAGGAGUCAGUACUGGGCUAGUGGCUACACUGCAAGGCAUGGCGUAUGCUCUACUAGCUGCAGUGCCGCUGGGAUUUGGUCUAUACUCUGCCUUUUUCCCUAUCCUGACGUACUUUAUCUUUGGAACAUCAAGACACAUCUCAGUUGGCCCUUUCCCAGUGGUCAGUUUGAUGGUGGGAUCUGUUGUUCUGAGCCUGGCUCCCGAUGAACGCUUUCUUAUAUCCAGUGAUAAUGGAACUGCAUUAAAUACUACGGUCAUCGACACUGUAGCUAGAGAUUCAGCAAGAGUGGAGAUUGCAAGCACCUUUACUCUUUUGGUUGGAAUCAUACAGUUGAUAUUUGGAGGUUUGCAGAUUGGAUUCAUAGUGCGGUACCUGGCAGAUCCACUGGUUGGUGGCUUUACAACUGCUGCUGCCUUCCAAGUCUUGGUCUCACAGCUAAAGAUUGUCCUCAAUGUUUCAACCCAAAACUAUAAUGGUGUUCUCUCCAUUAUCUAUACUCUGAUUGACAUUUUUCAAAAUAUUGCUGAUACCAAUCUUGCUGAUUUCAUUGCUGGAUUACUAACCAUUAUCAUCUGUAUGGUAGUUAAAGAAAUAAAUGAUCGAUAUAAACAUAAAAUACCAGUCCCUAUUCCUAUAGAAGUAAUUGUGACAAUAAUUGCUACUGCCAUUUCAUAUGGAGCAAACCUGGAAAAAAAAUACAAUGCUGGCAUUGUUAAAUCCAUCCCAAGGGGGUUUUUGCCUCCUUCACUUCCACUUGUGAACUUAUUUUCUAAGAUGUUGACUACAUCAUUUUCCACUGCUGUAGUUGCCUAUGCUAUUGCAGUGUCUGUAGGAAAAGUGUACGCCACCAAGUAUGAUUACACCAUUGAUGGAAACCAGGAAUUCAUUGCCUUUGGAAUCAGCAAUAUAUUCUCAGGAUUCUUCUCUUGUUUCGUGGCCACCACUGCCCUGUCCCGUACUGCUGUCCAGGAGAGCACAGGGGGAAAGACCCAGGUUGCUGGUAUUAUCUCAGCUGGAAUUGUGAUGAUCGCCAUUGUUGCCUUGGGGAAGUUACUGGAACCCUUGCAAAAGUCGGUCUUGGCAGCUGUUGUAAUUGCCAACCUGAAAGGGAUGUUUAUGCAGGUGUGUGACAUUCCUCGUCUGUGGAGGCAGAGUAAGAUUGAUGCCGUCAUCUGGGUGUUUACAUGUAUAGCAUCCAUCAUUCUGGGGCUAGACAUUGGCUUGCUAGCUGGUCUCAUAUUUGGAUUGCUGACUGUUGUCUUCAGAGUUCAGUUUCCCUCAUGGAAUGGCCUUGGAAGCAUCCCAAGCACAGAUAUUUACAAAAGUACCAAGAACUACAAAAAUAUUGAAGAACCUGAGGGAGUCAAGAUUCUUAGAUUUUCUAGUCCCAUUUUUUAUGGCAACGUUGACGGUUUUAAAAAGUGUAUCAAGUCCACAGUUGGAUUUGAUGCCAUUAGAGUAUAUAAUAAAAGACUGAAAGCACUGAGGAAAAUACAGAAACUCAUCAAAAAAGGGAAAUUAAGAGCAACUAAGAAUGGUAUUAUUAGUAAUACUGGCACAUCCAACAAUGCUUUUGAGCCUGAUGAAGAUAUUGAAGAUCCAGAAGAACUUGAUGUUCCAACCAAGGAAAUUGAAAUUCAGGUGGAUUGGAACUCUGAGCUUCCCGUCAAAGUGAAUGUUCCUAAAGUUCCAAUUCACAGCCUUGUGAUUGAUUGUGGAGCUGUAUCUUUCUUGGAUAUUGUUGGAGUCAGAUCACUGCAAAUGAUUGUCAAAGAAUUUCAAAGAAUUGAUGUCAAUGUGUACUUUGCAUCACUUCAAGAGCAUGUGAUUGAAAGACUGGAAAAAUGUGGCUUUUUUAAUGAUAACAUUAGAAAGGAUAUAUUUUUUCUGACUGUCCAUGAUGCUGUUCUCCAUCUACAGAACAAGGCAAAGACCCAUGAGAUUCAGGAUUCUAUUUUAGAAACGAUCACCCUAAUCCAAGACUGUAAAGAACCCCUUGAAUUAAUGGAAGCAGAGCUGAUGGAAGAAGAACUCGAUGUACAGGAUGAGGCUAUGCGUAGACUUGCUUUCUGAAAGUGGACAAGUGGACUCAGGAUGUUCCUCAAAGAAAUGACUGCAAGACAGUUGCAACGCAAUGUAAUUCUAUGCAAACAUUUUCUGCAUUGGCUAUUUCUUCAGAUUUGAAAUCUUCAUUUUUUUUCCAUUAAUAUAUUUUUUUGUAUAUGCCAGGUAUCAAACUUUAUACAUGUUAACGAUGCAUUUUAACACUGAGCUAUAUACAUCUCAACCUCUACGUUAUCUUCUUGAUUUUGACAGUUUUUGUUAAGGCUCUUGGCCGUUGAAAGAGAAGCACAAACAUUAUUUCUAGACUUUAUUUAUAAAAUAAAUUACUUACUUUUGAAAUAUGCCCAAUGGUGAGGAGAAUUACCUAGGUGAUUUAGAAUAUCCAGAAUCUGUGGUAUGUUCCCAAAUCCCCACAACCUUGCUAAUAGUCUCUUCACAUGGUCCAGUGCUGUGAGGGGAGCAGUGACCCAAUGGCGACUGGGGGAAGGUGAGUCUGAAUAACCUUGAUACUUGAGUCUCACUGAUCACUGUCUAGGGUCACAUGAGGAAAUACUGAAAUGCAGUAAUCAAUGAAUGCACUUAUUUAGAAAAGCAGUCAAAAAUCACCCAGCAGAUAUAUAAAAAAAUUUUUUUUAAAAAGAAAGAAAAUUUUGUAUUUAAUAAUGAAGUAUUUUUAUAUAUGACUACAUAGAGAAUCAAAAUUCAAAGCUACAGAACUGAGCGGAUAUAUUCCCGAAACAUUGAUUUGAAGACAUGAAGCAAUAAGCAUUCUUCUGGUUUAUAGUAAUCAUUUUUGGGACCUGAUACUAAUCAUGGGUCACAAUUAAGAUCAAGUUAAAUAUACAACAGUCUAUUUUUCCAGAAAAAGCAUUUUUAAUUUAUCUUAGUUUGUAAAAAUGGUUUUUGUAU